Paramormyrops kingsleyae is the source of this 3120-nucleotide messenger RNA. RefSeq names its product carbohydrate sulfotransferase 11-like. The record is from RefSeq and is a predicted model, not a curated record. Gene Ontology annotation, molecular function: sulfotransferase activity. Gene Ontology annotation, cellular component: membrane. NCBI's taxonomy places the organism in Eukaryota, Metazoa, Chordata, Actinopteri, Osteoglossiformes, Mormyridae. Gene Ontology annotation, biological process: proteoglycan biosynthetic process; carbohydrate biosynthetic process.
GAACAGCACUGUUCCGAUGAGCCGAAAUCAUAACACGCUCCUUUCUGAGUGAUUGAUAGACGUCAUGGUUUACGCAACGAUAAGGCAGGAAGGAGCACAUCGCCCUCUGUUUUUGGAGUUCAGCAAAGGUCAGCAAACCUCCUGUGACAUAAAAGCAGUAUAGACCAAAGAAGAAAAGAAUGGUGGCGAGAUGUUUUCCGAAAUACGCCGCUCAUGUGGAUGCUGGGAGCGGAAGACAAAGUUUUUUGAGAAACAAGAGCUGAACAGCUGAACAAGUAGUCACUAGAAGAAGUUAACGAACAAUACAUCGUACAGAUAUUUGUUGUACUUAUUGUUUUUUCUAGUUUACAGAUGUAGAAAAUGAAACUAAACGGAGUCGCAAGUGCAUAAGCUUUGGCGGAUUUAUGACUUGCUGACAGUUCGCCGCGAGUCCAGCGCGAGCUUCCCCGGACAGUCAUGAUGAGAAAAACGAAAAGAGGUCGCGUGCGGAUGUUUCUGGCCACCUCCAUCGGAUCCAUCUUCAUCGUUAUAUUCUACUUUCAAGGCUUGGCACCAGCUGCAGAGUAUAGUAUAAAUAGGCAAGGGGUGUCUGGAAGAGGCCCGCUGCAGAGCGUGAAAAAAACAACUGAGCAGCCCAAGUCUUUGGCGAAACAGGAGACUCACCGUGAGCGCCGAGAGCUGCUGCAAAAGGUGUGCCGCUCCCACGCGAAGAAGCGGCGUGUGCUGACCCCGGAGGACCUCAAACACCUCAUCGUGGAUGACCAGCAUAAGCUGCUCUAUUGCUAUGUGCCCAAGGUCGCCUGCACCAACUGGAAGCGUGUCCUGAUGGUGCUGACCGGGGAGGGGCGCUACACUGAUCCCCUGAAGAUUCCUGCCAAUGAGGCCCACAUCCCUAGCAAUCUGCGGACGCUUUCUGAAUACCCCAUACAUGAGAUCAACAAACGCCUACGCAGCUACCUUAAGUUCAUCUUUGUGCGGGAGCCUUUUGAGCGCCUGGUGUCUGCCUAUCGAAAUAAGUUCACCCGCAGUUACAACAAGGCCUUCCAUAAACGCUACGGUACCAGAAUCAUUCGCCGGCACCGACCCAACCCACAGCCAGAAGCCCUGGAACGUGGUGAUGAUGUCUCCUUUGAGGAGUUUGUGUACUACCUGGUGGACCCGCGUACCCAGCGAGAGGAACCCUUCAAUGAGCACUGGGAGCAGAUCCACUCGCUCUGCCAUCCCUGCCUCAUUCACUACGAUGUGGUGGGAAAGUAUGAGACACUGGAGCAGGACUCAAAUUAUGUGCUGAGGCAGGCUGGCACAGGAGACAAGGUGCGUUUCCCCACUCAAGGCAAGAAGACAAGAACUACAGAGGACAUGACAGCCCAGUUCUUUCGAAACAUCAGCCCCUUCUAUCAGAAAAAGCUUUACAACCUCUAUAGAAUGGACUUCUUGCUGUUCAACUAUACCACUCCAUCAUACUUGACGUUUAUCUGAAUAUGGUCUUGCAAAUUUGUAUUUAAUAAUUAUACUGUGAGAUACACUGUAUGGCCAAAAGUAUGUGGAUACUCAAAUUAUUUGCUUAAUUAAUCCAUAGGUGUAUAAUUAAGCACACAGUCACACAAUCUCUCACAACAAACAUCAGCAGCAGAGUGGGUGCUUGUAUAGAAGAGGUUAGUGACUUUCCACCAAGUAGAGCUACCUUGGUCAACUGCAAAUGAAGUGAAGGUAAAACAUUUGGGAGCAAGUUCAUUAGUGGUCGGUCACACAAAGGCACAGAAAGGGACCAGAUCACCCAGCAUCAAUACCCCACCAGCAGUGUCCUAACACCUAAUGAAAGCUUUCCCUCAGAGUAGAGGCUAUUAUAGCAACAAUGGGCUGACUAACCUCAUAUUAAUUCCCUUGGUUUCAGAAUGAGAUGCUGGAGAAGCUGGUAUCCACAUACUUUUGGCCAUAUAGUGUAUAUUAUGUGAAAUAUAAUGUUAUAAUACUGAAACAUUAUUCCAAAGCCUUCAGUUGACCAGCAUAACAAUUAACUCUAAUCUUCAGUGAAUACGUUGUUACUUUCAUUGGUUCCCAGUUUGCCAGUAAUGACUUAUCCACUCAAGCUUAGUGUGAUCAGAGUCCAGUGUUGGGAAGUUUAGGAUCUCCACACGACUGAGUGCGGUUCUCACUCAUCUGGACAUACCCAUACAGGCUUUGUGUUCUGUGUGAGAAAGCAAAACACGAUGUUUAACACACUUAUCAGAAGAUAAUGAAGAACUUCAUGAAGAUGAGCUUAAAUUCUUUUACCUACAUUCUACAGUAUGGGGGGGGGAAACAGAUACUCCUCCACAAGACUACUAAUCCUUAUAGGUGUCAGUAUGAGUUUUCUAAUGGGUUACAUGGCACUUCCCUUUAUGAGAGAAUGCUAAUACAUUCAAGGCUAAGUAUUGUCAGAGGCAGAUGCAACCCCCUUUUUAUCCACAAUGGUGAGUGCUGUUCAUAGGAGAGAUAUGUGGGGUGUCAUGAGACACACUUGGCACGUCAAUACAGUUAUUUCAUUGAUAUUUUACUGGGGCUGUGGGGUGCAAAAAUGUCUUGUGAAGCCCUAAAAAGCCAAAGCUUAUUGUCUGCCAUAAGACAGACAAUAGCAUGCUACAUCCACAAAGUGUUUUGUACUUUUAGCAGAGAGUUCUUGGAGCUAUAACUGUUUCAGCAAUGUCUGUGAAAAGGUGUUUGAAGAGCAUAAUGGACAGAAAUGCAAGAACUGUGGUCAGGGGCAGCAUCUUCUCUGUAGCUCUUAGAACUUUCGGUCAAACUAACCACAGUCUGAUCUCACAUGGUUCAGAUAGCUCAAUAUAGGAGAUGUUACGAAACUGUGAAUUAAAAUUGAAAUGUGCUCUAGCCAACAGAACAAAAAUAUUUCCAGACCAGGAGAAUAACUAGAGAGAACAAAAGGAAAAAAAUAAUUUAUAUGUCACGUUCGCUUUUGUUGGGCAGAAAAGCAAAAUAGGUACUGGACUGUAGAGACGCCGGAAUAGAGGUCAGCUUGCAUAGUGACCGACUUGCCAAAGGGAAUGCAGCAGUAUCUGUGUACUGUGUGCUGUGUGCAAUGCACCACUGUGUUUUUUUUCUGAAAUAAAAUGGAAGAACUGA